This is a messenger RNA of Camellia sinensis, 1631 nucleotides long. The record is from RefSeq and is a predicted model, not a curated record. NCBI's taxonomy places the organism in Eukaryota, Viridiplantae, Streptophyta, Magnoliopsida, Ericales, Theaceae.
AUGUGGCUUAUUGAGAGGGUGCUCGUCCUCGAUAAGUCACAAAAUAUAUUAAAGAUGAUGUUUUUGCCACUACUUAGAGACUUUGACCGUAUCCAGGAGUACAACUGGGGUGGUGCCACAUUGGCAUGUUUGUACAGGAUGUUGUAUCGGGCAACCAAGGCUGAUACAAAGGAGAUAGCUGGCCCACUUGUGCUAUUACAAUUCAUAUGGGAGCCUUACAGGACGGAGGAUGACAUCAUGACCAGCUUCCCAUCGUAUUGUACCGUUGGUCGAGACAUAUGGAUGGCACAAGUGCCACUUAUAUGCUUCGAUAUCAUUGACUGGCAUCUCCCCGACCGGUACUUAGUAAUCCGAGUGACAUUGCUGCCUUUGGAUACCCAAGGCGUUGGGGGUAGUUUAGAGGGAUUGGUUCGUAGAGUUGCGAGGGCAUAUCACAUGGCAGACGCUGCCCAUAUUACACGCGAUGGUAGAGAGGGAUUGGAUGCCAUUGCCGAGAUACGGGAGUUAUUGUACGAUGGUUUGCAACAGGCACACCGACGUGACCGACUAGAUUUCGGUCACUUUGGCGAGGAUCCUUAUAUGGGGGUAGAUAUUACAGUGACAUCAAUGCCGCACCCGAAUAUGCCAUCCAUUAAGCCAUCGACAUCAAUGCCAUCGACAUCAAUGCCUCCACCGCAUCCUACUGCACGUCAUGCACAUCAAUCAGACUAUUUCAAUAUGGAACACUUUGGUGAGAGGCCUUCCAUGGGCCUGUCCCCUCAUGGUCCAUCUGCAGCAAUGCAUACACAGCAGACUUCCCCACCUGAAUGUACUAAUUACACAUCCCAGUUUGCCACUCAGGUAGAUCCUCUAAUGUCUGAACAUACUUCCACACACCAUGGCCAUAUAUUGGACCCCUCCUGGUCACCACCCCUAUAUAGGACAGCGGUUGGUACCCCGGUGACUCUCUUAGCACCACUGUCUACUACAUGUCUGUUUACUAUGAUUCCCUCUGCGUCGACAUUGACCACACCCGACCCUUUUACAGUACCAUCAUCUCCUACCCCACCAUCAUUUCCUACACCACAUAUGACCUUCACCUACCAUGUUGAUCCACUCAUUACCCAUGACCUCCACAUUGACGGGGAGGGGGAGGGCCAGGUCCAUGCACCUACCAGAGGGACAGGUAGGGGUAGAGGUUGUGGCGGCCGUCGUGGUGUAAGUAGAGGCCGAGGGCGAGGGCGACGCCAAGCAAUAGACCAUGACAAUAAUGCAGCGGAUGAUGGCGUUUCACAGCUUAGUGCCGUAUGUGAAGGUGUGCCGGAGGUGGUAUCAAAUGAUUGUACUGCAGCCAUUGGUGAUGUGUAGCUAGCUUCUACAGAAGCGGGCGAGGGAGUCGUACGUGCAACAGCGCAAGAUAUACAGAGAGUAUAUAGUACGAGACCCAGGAGACAAACCCAUGGAAGGGGUUGUGGAACAGGGGGAAAAUUAGGACAUUAGGAACAACCAACAUUGGUAAGUAUAUUCAAACAUUAUCUUCAGGUGGUGUUUUCACUUGGAUUAGUCUACAUUGUUUAAGUUGUGGCUUAUUAUAUAGUUCUGGCUUUUGGCUUAUCUUAUCUUGUAAUUGUGGCUUAUUUUAUAAGAUUCUA